CGGAUUGCCACUUUCAGAAGCAGCCUAGAUGUAAUGUGCUGUUUGUGUUUUUCUCAGCACAUCAAAGCCUCUCUGGACCUGAUAGAGGGCAGCAUGACCGUCAGCACCACCAAGAAGACCUUCGACCCGUAUGCUAUCGUGAAAGCAAGAGACCUCAUCAAGCUGCUGGCGAGGAGUGUCCCAUAUGAGCAGGCUGUCCGCAUAUUACAAGAUGACGUGGCUUGUGACAUCAUCAAAAUCGGGACCAUGGUGAGGAACAGAGAGCGGUUUGUAAAGCGAAGGCAGCGGCUGAUCGGCCCCAAGGGCUCCACCUUAAAAGCAUUAGAGUUGUUGACCAACUGCUAUGUGAUGGUGCAGGGAAACACCGUGUCAGCACUGGGGCCCUACAGUGGCCUGAAGGAGGUACGAAAAGUGGUAAUGGACACCAUGAAGAACAUCCACCCCAUCUACAACAUCAAGACACUGAUGAUCAAACAGGAACUUUCUAAAGACCCGGACCUGCGGACACAGAAUUGGGAACGCUUCCUGCCCAAGUUCCGCUCCAAAAACCUCUCCAAGCGCAAGGAGCCCAAGAAGAAGAGUGUGAAGAAGGAGUACACACCGUUCCCACCCACACAGCCAGAAAGCAAGGUUGAUAAGGAGCUUGCCUCGGGUGAAUUCUUUUUGCGUGAAAGCGCGAAAAGGCGGAAGAAGAUGGAGGAAAUUAAGGUCAAACAAACAGAAGCACUGACCAAGAAGCAGGAGGAGCGGAACAAAGCCUUCAUUCCUCCUAAAGAGAAGCCGUUAAUGAAGAAAACAGUUAAAGCUCCAGAAGGGAAGCUGGACAUCGAAGCCAUUAAGGACAAAGUCAAAAAGGCCAAAACAAAGAAACUGGGAGCUCCACCUGUGAUCCCGGCUCCACCCACCAGCAACACCACAGACAAAAAGAAGAAGAAAACAAAAGACAAAGGCUAAGAACACAUCCAGCUCCAUCGUGUUUUUAACAUUUGCUGUUUGUUGGACAGAAGACAGACAUUGGAAAUGCAAAGGAGUGAAACAUUUCUUUCAGAGUUUAAGUCCCAAACAAGUUUUCAUUCUUUUAAGAUACAAAGACUGUUAAAGAUGAUGUACAGAGUCGCAUUUCUUACUUCCUUGUCUCCAUUUCCUGCCCUGUGCCGCAGUUUUGAACUGAUGAUAGCGGUAGCAUCUGUAAAAGUAAAGUUUUUUUUUUUAAUGACUUGAAUCCUGCUUCUAUAAACUGUUUUGUCAUCCUUGUGUUGAGAUUCCACUGAUAUUAUCCUCACUAAUGUUCCCAAGACCAAAAGCAGUUUCAGAGGCUUUAUGGUGUUUUUAGAGGGAGAGCUAGCAGGCGCUAUGUGUAGGUUGAGAGACUGUAAAAAUAUUAAUUCCAGUAAAAACAUAAAAAGUUGACAUUAAUACAAAUAUAACUAGAAAACAG
Cyprinodon variegatus (sheepshead minnow) is the source of this 1438-nucleotide messenger RNA. Its product is annotated as KRR1 small subunit processome component homolog. Bases 34 to 954 code for a protein of 306 amino acids. Gene Ontology annotation, molecular function: RNA binding. The record is from RefSeq and is a predicted model, not a curated record. The transcript is spliced from 8 exons. Gene Ontology annotation, cellular component: small-subunit processome; nucleolus. Lineage: Eukaryota; Metazoa; Chordata; Actinopteri; Cyprinodontiformes; Cyprinodontidae.